Rotaria sp. Silwood1 is the source of this 417-nucleotide messenger RNA. The record is from the annotation of a GenBank genome assembly. NCBI's taxonomy places the organism in Eukaryota, Metazoa, Rotifera, Eurotatoria, Philodinida, Philodinidae.
AUGACUCGUCUUAAUCAAAUUCAAUUAAAUAUGAUGCAACAUGGAACAAUAUCAUCAGCAACAAAACAAACGACGUCAAAAACAGACAGUGAUGUAAGUUUAAUCAACACUGAUUUAGACGAACAACAAAAAGAACAAAUAAAACAACUUAUUCAGCAAUUUCCGGAUGUGUUUAACGAACAACCAGGAAGAACAAAAAAAACACAACAUCAAAUUAAUUUAGUUCCAGGGGCACAGCCGUUUAAUUCACCACCAUUUCGUUAUGCACCAACAAGAAAGCAAAUAAUCGAGCAGAACAUAAAAGAAAUGUUAGAUCAAGGGAUUAUUUCACCAUCAACAAGUCCAUGGGCAUCACCCGUUAUAUUAGUUCCAAAGAAAGAUGGAAACUUACGUUUCUGUAUUGAUUAUCGAAAAUAA